CCGGCACCUGCAGGCCAAGGGCCUUUGGCCUCGCGACCUUCACCAUUGUUGCCCAAUUCUGUACGCGGCCCCAGCAAAGGGAACACGCGUUACCGACCACGGCAAGAUGAUCAAUGCACACAACAGCAGAGCCGAGCACUUCUGGGGAGCCCUGCAGAAGUGCGUGUGCGGUUCCACCCAGCUAUUUGAACCCUCGUGCCCUCCCGCUAUUUUGAUCUUAUCAAUCUCUCCCCUCAUCCAACCUCUGCACUGCUCGCUAGGCGCUGCCCUACACCAUUGGGAUUCAAAAUGGGCUUCACCUUCAAAGGCCUGGCAACCAAUGCGUUGUUGUCUGCCUCUUCUCCCCAAACUAAUCAAAGAGAUGUUGCCGAUGUCCCCGCCUCUGUCCAGGGCCACACCAGCAUGGACGUUGGUCGUCCUGACGAGAAGCUUGGCACGGCCAGAACCCACAGCCCCUUGUCUGACCGAUCUGAUGAGGAGUUGAACAAGGUUGACACCAAUGCCGAGCAUGGUGUGCAGGCUAUGCAAGCCGCUACAAUGGUGUGGACCAAGAAGGAACUGAUUUUAGCAUACAUCUUCAUGUGGCUCAUCAAUUUCUUCAUGGCCUUUGCAUCUGGCGCCGUAUCGACCCUGACCGUCUACGUUACCAGUUCCUUCCAACACCACUCCCUUACUGCUCUGGUGGGUGUUAUCUCCUCCAUCAUCGCUGGUCUCUGGAAGUUGCCCUACGCCAAAAUCAUGAACAUAUGGGGUCGCCCAUGGGCACUCCUGUUCGGUGUCAUGGCAUAUGUCAUCGGCCUCAUUAUGAUGGCGGCUUGCAAGAAUGUCGAAACAUACUGCGCUGCCUCAACCUUCUUCUACCUUGGAUACAACAGUAUCGACUUCUCCAUGACAGUUUUCAUCGCCGAUACUUCUAAGCUCAAGAACCGAGGCUUCUUCAUCGGUUAUGCUGCCUCACCCUGGCUCAUCACAACUUGGAUUUAUGGCCCUGCUGUGGACCGUAUUGUCGCCCCAGGUGGUAUCGGACUCGCGUGGGGUUUUGGAAUCUUCGCCAUCCUCGCUCCCUUUGUCUGUGCACCUCUUGUCAUCAUAUUCUUCGUCAACCAAGCAAAGGCACGCAAACAAGGUCUACUUACGUCCUGCCCAAACAGAGGCAACUUCGUCCAGACUUUGUUCUACUACCUCAAGGAGUUCGAUGUUGUCGGCAUUCUCAUCCUUGCCACUGGUCUAGCUCUGUUUCUCCUCGGCUUCAAUUUGUACUCAUUCCAGAAGCAUCAAUGGAGGUCGCCCAUGAUCAUCUGCUUCCUCGUCUUGGGCGCCAUCCUCAUCGUUCUCUUCGGUGUCUGGGAAAAGUAUCUUGCUCCAAUCACGUUCAUUCCAUGGAGGCUCAUCAAGAAUCGUACCGUCAUCUUCACGUACACACUAGCGUUCAUGAUGUACGUCGGAUGGUACAUCUGGGACUCGUACCUCUACUCGUGCUUGGUUGUACUGUUCAACCAACCAGUUACACCCGCGACAUACAUCAAUAGUACCUAUACCAUGGGUAGCUGUUUCAUCAGCCUUGUAUUCGGUAUUUGCCUGCGGUACUACGGAAAGCUGAAGAUGUACGCACUCUUCUUUGGCGCACCACUCCUGAUCCUUGGAUGUGGCCUCCAGAUCGCCUUCCGCCAACCUGACGUCAACAUCGGGUACAUCGUUAUGUGCCUGGUCUUCAUCGCGUUCGGUGGCGGUGUCCUAGUUGUUUGUGAGCAGACUACGCUUAUGGCGGUCUCCAAGCAGCAGGACUUCCCAGCCCUGCUUGCUGUUGAGUCCAUGAUCAUUUCAAUCGGAAGUGCCGUUGGAUCUACCAUUGCAGGCGCCAUUUGGACUGGUGUUUUCCCUGUCAGACUUGCCAUGUACCUUCCUGCGGAAUCGCAGGCAGACCUCGCCUUGAUCUAUGGUGAUGUCACCGUUCAGUCUAGCUACGCUGUCGGCAGCCCGACUCGUGAUGCUAUCAACAGGAGCUACGCUGAGACACAAAGGUACAUGCUUAUUGGCGGUACAUGCGUCUAUGCCACUCUGCUAUUCAGCAUUGCUAUGUGGCAGAACGUCGAUGUCAAGAAGAUGAAGCAGAGGACCGUUGGAAUGUUGUAGUCUACCUGCGAAUGGUUAUCAGCCCAACUAUUAAGAAAAAGCUCUCACCCCUAUUAUGGUGCUGGGUAUUUUGAUAGAGUAGAAUCUGGAUAAUGAAUGUGUAGCUAGUUUCAGUAGUGUUUGAAAGUCAUUAAAAUAUUAUGAUUAAAUUUCAUCUUCUCCCCCAUCAACCGCAGUUGGUUGUGAUGAAAUAGCUC
Molecule: messenger RNA, 2330 nt
Organism: Dothidotthia symphoricarpi CBS 119687
Lineage: Eukaryota; Fungi; Ascomycota; Dothideomycetes; Pleosporales; Dothidotthiaceae
Exons: 2
Coding region: 289-2133 (614 amino acids)
Biological process (GO): transmembrane transport
Molecular function (GO): transmembrane transporter activity
Source: RefSeq, a predicted model, not a curated record